Pteronotus mesoamericanus is the source of this 823-nucleotide messenger RNA. RefSeq names its product Spi-C transcription factor (gene SPIC). Lineage: Eukaryota; Metazoa; Chordata; Mammalia; Chiroptera; Mormoopidae. The transcript has 6 exons. Gene Ontology annotation, biological process: regulation of transcription by RNA polymerase II; cell differentiation. The coding region runs from base 77 to 823 and encodes 248 amino acids. Gene Ontology annotation, cellular component: nucleus. Gene Ontology annotation, molecular function: DNA-binding transcription factor activity, RNA polymerase II-specific; sequence-specific DNA binding. The record is from RefSeq and is a predicted model, not a curated record.
AACGAGUCUGAUAUUAAUGAAACAUCUCUGUAAAGGGUUGAAGUGUCUUCCUGAAUCAUCAAUUUAUUAAUGAAGUAUGGCUUGUGUUGAACAAGAUAAGCUGGGUCAAGCAUUUGAAGAUGCUUUUGAGGUACUGAGGCAACAUUCAACUGGCGAUCUUCAGUACUCCCCAGAUUACAAAAACUACUUGACCUUCAUCAACCACUGUUCCCAUGCCAGAGGAAAUUCCAGCUGCUACGGCAUGCUGCCUCCAGAAGAACCUGUCUAUAACUGGAGAACAGUAAUAAACAGUGCUGCGGACCUCUAUUUUGAAGGAAACAUUCAUCAAUCUCUGCAGAACAUCCCUGAAAAUCAGCUGGUACAACCUCCUGUUCUCCAGCAAAAGGGAGGAAAAGGCAGGAAGAAGCUCCGACUGUUCGAAUACCUUCAUGAAUCCCUUUGUAAUCCCGAGAUGGCAUCUUGUAUCCAGUGGGUAGAUAAAACCAAAGGCAUCUUUCAGUUUGUAUCAAAAAACAAAGAAAAACUUGCCCAACUUUGGGGAAAAAGAAAAGGCAACCGGAAGACCAUGACUUACCAGAAAAUGGCCAGAGCACUGAGGAAUUACGGAAGAACUGGGGAAAUCACCAAAAUCCGGAGAAAACUAACUUACCAAUUCAAUGAGGCCAUUCUUCAAAGACUCUCUCCAUCUUAUCUCUUGGAAAAAGAGAUCUUCUACUCACAGUAUGUCCAACCUGAUCAAGCAUAUCUAAGUUUAAGUAAUUGGAAUGCAAAUUGUAAUUAUACAUAUGCCAAUUAUCAUGAGCUAAGUUACCCCGAUUGCUAA